UUUUCGUUCUAAUUAAAAAAAAAAAAAGUAAAAUACUAAUAUUUAUUGGGUUUCUUUUCUGCAAAUUGAAGGGACGCACGAUUUUAGUGGCAAAUCUCACAGUUCUCUCGUCUUCCUUUCCCUCAAGAUCUAAAAAUAAAAAACAAAAAUCUUUACUUUUCCGGAAAAAUUGUUCGUCUUUCUUCAUUCCCACAAGGAAAAAAAACGAAAAUUUCACAUUGCUGAGGUUUGGUUUUGAAGGAAAAAAAAAAAGGAAGAAAGGAUGUUUAGAUCAUCACCAAGAAGAGGACAGAGAUCAAAGGGGUUCAAGGUGAAGCAUUGUGUACAGCUGACUCUGUUGCUUGGUGUUGGGAUAUGGUUGCUUUAUCAAGUGAAGCAUUCUCAUGAGAAGAAGGCUCUGUUUGAAACGAGCGCAAAGGCUGUUGUUGGCGGCGAGAAUGAGAAACCCAUGAUUAAGCUCGGGAGGAAAGAUCUUAACCCUGGUGUUGUCGUCGUUGAGGAUGAUGAAGGUGGUGGAAGGAGGGAUGUUGAUAGUUUCAAUGAGACAAGAGAUGAGCUUGUAGACAAGGACAGUGAGGGUACAGGGAACGAUGACUCUUCUUCAAACAGUGAAGAAAGCACCGAGGUUGAGGCCAAGAAUGACAAUGGCAGUUCAGAAGAAAACGAAACUGAGGAGAAGAAAGACAAUGUCAAUACAGAAGAGAACGAGGAGGGUCAAGAGAAGAGUGGUACUGAAGAGAAUGAAGCUGAAGAGAAGAAAGACAAUGUCAAUACAGAAGAGAAUGAGAAGAGUGGUACAGAAGAGAAUGAAGCUGAAGAGAAGAAAGACAAUGGUGGUACAGAAGAGAACGAGGAGAGUAGAGAGAAGAGUGAAGCUGAAGAGAAGAAAGAGGAUGGUGUUGGAGAAGAGAAAGAGGAGAAAAUAGAGGAAGUGACUGAUGAGAAUGAAGGGAAGGAGAAGAAGGAGAGUGAGGAAGCGAGAGAGAAUAAUUACAAGGGAGAUGAUGCUUCUAGUGAGGUGGUUCAUGAGACCGAUGAGAAGGUGCAAGCGGAGGAAGACAAGACCGGAGAAUCUGAAGACACUGUUAUCAAGAGUGUUUUGCCGACUAAUAAUGAGGGAAGCAGCAGUGAUGAGAAGAGCACUGGUAAUGGUGAUUCGGAUUCCUCUAGUGAAAUAAAAUCUGAGGGUGAGUCCAUGGAGAAGAAUGAGAUGGUGGAGAAGGAAGGGUUCAAUGAUUCUAAUGGUGACUUGCCUGAGUCUAACCACUCACCGUCUAAUGCAACUGAGGCUACAGAAGAAUCUUCUGGGAAUGAUGGGUCAGAGUCUACUGUAAAGACAGAUGAGAAAGAGAAGGAAGAAUCUUCUGAAAACUCAUCUCAAGAAGACAGUAAAGGUGGAGAAACUGAGACUAAGGAGAAAGAAGAGGAAUCUAAAAAUGGAGAAACUGAGGGAAAGGAGAAAGAAGAGUCUUCUUCUCAAGAGGAAUCUAGAAAUGGAGAAAACGAGACAAAGGAGAAAGAAGAAGAGUCUUCAUCUCAAGGGGAAAGUAAAGAUGGAGAAACGGAGACAAAGGAGAAAGAAGAGUCUUCUCAAGAGGAAUCUAAAGAGAAAGAAAUAGAGAGAAAGGAGAAAGAAGAAGAGUCUUCAUCUCAAGAGGAAAGUAAAGACAAAGAAAACAAGACAGAGGAGAAAGAAGAGCCUUCAUCUCAAGAGGAGUCUAAAGAGAAAGAACCAGAGGAGACAAAGGAGAAAGAAGAGCCUUCAUCUCAAGAGGAGUCUAAAGAGAAAGAAACAGAGGAGACAAAGGAGAAAGAAGAGCCUUCCUCUCAAGGAGAAACUAAAGAUGGAGAAACUGAGACAAAGGAGAAAGAAGAAGAGGAAACCAAAGACAAAGAAACUGAGACAAAAGAGAAAGAGGAGUCUUUGUUGCAAGAGAAGAAAGAAGACAACAAGGAAACCGAGAAAGUUGUGAAAGAGGAAGAGUCUUCCUCCCAAGAAGAAAAUAAAGAGAAAGAAACAGAGGAGAAAAAUGAGAAAGAGGAGUCUACGUCCCAAGAGGAAACUAAAGAUAAGGAGUCCGAAACCAAGGAGAAAGAGGAGUCUACGUCCCAAGAGGAAACUAAAGAGAAAGAAGAGUCUUCUUCAUCCAACGAUAAUUCACAGGGAAAUGAAAGUACUGAGAGUGAGAAGAAGGAAGGAGUUGAGGAGACCGAGAAGAAGUCUGAUGAAGGCAGUAGUGAAACUGGCAAAGAAAAUGGCAGUGCUGAGAUUGAACAAAAGCAACCAGAGGAUACUACACAAACAGAGUCAGAGAAAGAGGAAAGCAACAAGAAUGGUGAGACAGAGGUAGUGGUGAGUGAGAACGAUCAACAACAGUCUGACAAUGGUCUUCCUCAAGAAGUAAAAGAUGUUCGUACCGAUCUUGAAACUCUGCCAGAUUCUGGUAAUGGAGGUAACAGUGAUAACGUUGCGGCUGAGUAGAUCAAAUUCUCUCAUUCAUGUUGUUUAGUAGAGAUUUUGAAUUUGUGUCAUGUAAUCUGUUGUAACCUUUCUAUUACACAUAUGGGCUGGUGUCACAUUUAUUUUAUUGUUUUCUCUGUUGUCUUUAGAAUCAAAUUCUUGACACUUCAUUAUCAAUGGGAUUAAACGUUUUUGUUGUAAGAA
Molecule: messenger RNA, 2665 nt
Organism: Raphanus sativus (radish)
Lineage: Eukaryota; Viridiplantae; Streptophyta; Magnoliopsida; Brassicales; Brassicaceae
Exons: 2
Coding region: 263-2482 (739 amino acids)
Source: RefSeq, a predicted model, not a curated record